UUUGAGGAUGGCAUGUUGAAGAUCUCUCUAAUAUUGUAUAAUAGAAUUAAGAAAGAAUGUGCUUUGCUAUUCAUGGGUAGUUAUCGCCGAAAUCCUUCUUCACUAUAAGAUGCUAAGGCAAUAUUGUGUAUAAACUGUGCAUUUCUUUUUUGUGGACUCUUAUCUGCCGAGUUAUACCUCUCGAACAUGAAUAUGAAGAAAUCAAGCAGUAACAUAUAGAACCCUAUACUGAUGAUACAAUACUCUUACAGCAACUUGGGUACUCUUUGUUAAAUCUUUAUUAAUGGACCAGGACCAGUCAAUUCUGACCAUUGCAUCGACAAAAAGGCUGACCACACUGAUCAUACACCACAAUGGCCCACUGGCGAAUCAUUCCUCUCACACGAUUGAUUAUUGAUUUUGCCACUGUACUAUACUUUUUGAAUGACAAAAGAUAUUGACAUGUGCACCUUGUUUUUAUUUUGACCUUUCCAAUAGUCAAUGUUAGAGGCAACAGAAGCACAUUUCUGAUCAGUCACACCAUUUUGUCAAAUUUAUGGAUAUACCAUCAUGCCUAAUACAUAAUCUCCAUAUUUUGGAAGUCUACUGUUUAAGAUCCAUAUACAAGGUCUUGAACUUUGUAUGCUAGUCUUCUAUUUUCUGGUUGCUAAUUGUUAAUAUCAAAUACUAUCUAGAAGGUGCCAGCCUUGUAGAUCAAUAGUUAUAAUUUCUUGUCAGUACUUCUUACACUUUUACCUUUAAAGCUUGUAACAGUUAGUGUUUUCACUGUUCUGCUAAAAUUCUUUCCGACUCUUUUGCUAAUUAAGAAGGAUCAAGAACACAGCGCCUGCCCAAAGAGCAUCUGGUUAGUGAGAUAAUCAAAGAAGUUUAUGCUGUUUACUGUUUGCAUGGAAUGUAUGACAUGCCUUAUUUCGGGAUAUAUUCAUGUCCAUGUCAAUGUCCAUAGCGGAUAUUCAACUGGUCAACAAUUCAGUUUUUGAAUUUGUUUUUAAUUUUUGUUAUUCUUCAGACUUCUCACUCGCUUCAUAGUUAACAAUACAAAAACACACCAGAAGUCAGCCUAGCUGUAAUUUUCCUUUCCAAGUUGUGUUCUAAAUAUGUGCUAAAAUUAAGGAAAUAAAUAAAAUACACAUGACAAAACCAGAUUGACACAUUUUCUCUGAUAACAGGGUAUGUGAGAUAUGCAUUAUAUUAUUUAAGGAACAUGACAAUCAAUCUUGAUAUUAGCUGUGUAGUUUUAUAGAAACUUCUGUGACUAAGCAUGGAUAUAGGCCUCCCAGGAGUUUAUGAAUAUGCAAAACUAAUUAAAUCAGGAAAAAAAAAAUCGUCACCCUAAUAUUUUUUCAAAAUUAUGGUUUACAUCCUCCCUUAUCAUUAAUUGCAUCUUACACCACAUGUUUUCCUAUACAGCUACGUUUUCACAUCUUGUGGUUGAUAUAUGCUAAUCAAAAGGGAAUAUUACCUGGAUAUUCUCUUAAGUGUUUGAAUAUUUCUGUUGAAAGUGUAUUGACAAAAUCUCAAAAUAGCCUCCUUUUUGCACAAUAUUACAUUUUUUCAGCCUCAUUGCCUCACUUUUUUUCCUUCCAACUUUCACCUUCGGUUUCCUUUUUUCUUAAUUAAUAUAACCUAUACUCUUUCUCCUCUUUUACGUUAGUAAAUCAUAUUCAGUAGUAAGUUGCACCCUCCUAUUAACAGUCAGUCAUGGAUGAAUGUAGCAAGCAGUUUUUAUUUGGUAAAUAACUAAUUACAGGGAUUUUUUUUUGAUAUUUUCCAUUUUGAGGGUAUUUUUGUUCACUGACAACUCAUGUUAUAUUACCUUAGGGGUUGUAAAAGCUUCUGGAUUCUAAUAGGAAGGUGCAACAAAACCAUACAAGAGUUGCAUUGUAUGGGGGGUGAUUAUCCAUGAGGGUGUACACAAUUAUUUCGUUGAACAUUAGGGUUCAAAAUGUAAAUUAUCUAUUAAUUUUACACAAUUUUCUGACCAUGAAUUGUAGCCAGCAUCAUGGGGAUGUGACGUUAAAGUUAUGGCAACUACUCAAGGAAUUGCUCAAAUAAAAAAAACUGUAGAAGUGCCUGAGUAUUUUGCUUGGAUAAUUUUUUUAAACAGUGGAUUACCCCCUCUGUUAUCCUCGGAAAAGAAAAGCUGCUACUGAUAGAGGGUAUAAUUGUGGAGAACCUGUAUUGGCUGUGAAUUCUCCACUGAUUUCUGAACCAGCACCAGUGAGUGGACUUAUCUCAACUUCGGAAUCAAAAUUAGGUGGUAUUGCACUGGUCACUUCACAUGUAAGUCAAGCAGUCAUAGGAUCCACCUCAUCAAAAGAAACUAGCAAUGACAUGGAAGAGCAGGCUGCUACAAAGGCACAGGCAGCCUUCCGUGGUUAUCUGGCACGCAGGGCCUUUCGUGCAUUAAAAGGUAUUAUCAGGUUGCAGGCUCUAAUUCGUGGGCAUCUGGUUAGAAGACAAGCUGUUGCAACUCUCCAUGCUAUGGAGGGAAUUGUCAAGUUACAAGCAGUAGCUCGCGGAAGAAGAGUUAGAUGUACCUUUACUGGACUUAAAAUUACUACAGAGUUCAGUCAUGCGAAGACUGUGGAUGCUUGCUCAGCUUCUUCUUAUGUUCCUAUGACCCAGGAAGCUUGGAAAGUGAAAUUUUCAUCAAAUGCAUUUGUAUCGAAGCUUCUUGCGUCAUCACUCCUUGCAAAGUCUCUGCAAAUUCAGUAUGAUAAAGGAGAUCCCAAUUCAGUCUUCAGCUGGUUAGACAGAUGGACAUCCACCAGUUUCUGGCAGCCAAUUUCCAAGUCAAAAAAGGUUAUUGAUUCAAAAGGACAGACAAAUCGGGACAACUGUAAUAUGGGCACUGAAUCUGGCAAAUCAAGGCGCAGUGUACGAACCAAUCCUGCAUCGAACGUAGGAGGUGGUCAAACAAAUGCCAAGCAUGAGCCUGAAAGAACGAAAAGGAACCUGAAAAAGGUGCCUAAUCCUCCUGCUGAAACAGUACAGCGACAUCCACAGUAUGAGGUUGAUAGGGUAAAACGCAACUUGAGAAAGAUGAAAGAUGCAUCUGAGCAACCAGAGGUUGAAACUCAGAAAUCAAAUACACGUUUGAAAAAGGUGGAUAUCAGCUCAUCUGACACCCUAGACCAAGGAAUUGAGGAGUCCAUCGAAAAACCAGAGGAAAAUAUUAAUCCAACACCCAAUGUAAAAGCUGAUACUGAAGCUGCUUUAGUGCCUGUUACAGCUGGACCGGUUGAUGUGCUGAUUGAUGAUAACGAAGACAGCACCCUAGUGGUGAACGGGGAUCUAAGCUUGAUGGAAGAACAGUUCUGCCAUGAAAACCAGAAAACCAGCAAAAGGAGGUCUUCCUUCUCGGCAAAAUCAGAUGCUCCUGUGCUUCCCAGCUAUAUGUCAACAACAGAAUCUGCCAAGGCAAAAUUGCGGGGACAGGUAUCGCCCACUAUUGUAUCGGAGUCAGAUGACAAAAAUGGUUUUAUCCGUCGUCAUUCAUUGCCAUCAGAGAUGAGUUCGUCUAGGACAAAGCGAUUAAUCCAAGCUGGUGGCAAGGGGGAAAUCGGCAGAGAUGUAAAUGACAGGGCAAUUAAGGUAGGAUGGAGGCGAUGAUAUUUGUGUGGCGCAGUGCAGCACGUCUUUUAAUUUUAAAUUAAUCGUCACGUGUUAUAUAAACCGCUGUAAACGAUCGGUGUGUGCGGCAUUUGGCCCAUAGGAUGCAUGUAUCGCUUUAGUCGUAAACAUUUGCUUUCUCCUUUG
Molecule: messenger RNA, 3762 nt
Organism: Musa acuminata AAA Group (dessert banana)
Lineage: Eukaryota; Viridiplantae; Streptophyta; Magnoliopsida; Zingiberales; Musaceae
Product: protein IQ-DOMAIN 31
Exons: 7
Coding region: 2335-3615 (426 amino acids)
Molecular function (GO): protein binding
Source: RefSeq, a predicted model, not a curated record